Molecule: messenger RNA, 577 nt
Organism: Electrophorus electricus (electric eel)
Lineage: Eukaryota; Metazoa; Chordata; Actinopteri; Gymnotiformes; Gymnotidae
Gene: alkal2b
Product: ALK and LTK ligand 2b
Biological process (GO): positive regulation of ERK5 cascade; positive regulation of ERK1 and ERK2 cascade
Molecular function (GO): receptor signaling protein tyrosine kinase activator activity; receptor tyrosine kinase binding
Source: RefSeq, a predicted model, not a curated record
CAUUAACAUAAUUAUCAGCGAAUAAACUGGGAGGCCACUAAAAACCGUUUCACACGUCUGCUGCUGACAAAACAGGGCUCUAAGUCACGACUUGAGGAUAGGGGCACGCUUCAGUAUGAGAGCGCUGCGCACACCCGUCUUCAUGGGACUCCUGUUAAUUCUCACAGCCGGCUACUGCAAACAGAGCGGCGUUCACACUGGCGGCAAGGACGACAGGAGCCUCGUAAACCCCCUAAUGGACAAAGUAAGAGUAAAACGGGAGCAUCACACGGAAGACGGCGAGCGCGACCUACACCAUGCUCCCCGAAAAGAAUAUUCAAUUGAAACGGGGGAAGAAAACGAUGUUAAUAAGUCGUAUCAGCAUGAUCAAAUACUGGAGGUCUUUCCCAGAGAUCUUCGACAGAAGGAUAAAUUCCUACAACACUUAACAGGACCUCUCUAUUUUAGUCCCAAAUGCAGCAAACGCUUUUAUAGACUAUACCAUAAUACCAGGGACUGCACAAUACCAGCCUAUUAUAAAAGAUGUGCUCGGCUACUAACAAGGUUAGCAGGAAGUCAAUGGUGCUCUGAGGGUUAG